AUGUUUCGUAAUCAGUAUGACAGUGACGUUACUGUUUGGAGCCCUCAGGGUAAACUUCAUCAAGUGGAUUAUGCUGUGGAAGCAAUGAAACAAGGCAGUGCUACUGUUGGUAUAAAAAGCAAUACCCAUGCCGUUUUAGUUGCUCUUAAGCGAGCAGCUAAUGAAUUAUGUUCUCAUCAGAAGAAGAUAUACGAAAUCGAUACACAUGCUGGAGUAUCCAUUGCCGGUCUUCUUUCCGAUGGAAGAAUAUUGGCACGAUAUUUACGGACUGAAUGUGCUGCAUGGAGAUGGGAUUAUAAAGAACCUGUGCCCAUUCAAAUUCUUAAUGAUCGAAUUCAAUUGAAGCUUCAAGCAAAUACGCAACAUUAUGGAAGGCGUCCUUUUGGAGUUGGUUUUAUAAUCGCCGGUUAUGACGAAAAGGGGGCUCAUAUCGUCAAGACAGAUCCGUCUGCAGAAGUAGUUGAAACGUAUGCAAGUUCAAUAGGUGCUCGAUCCCAAAGUGCCCGCACUUACCUUGAGAAAAAUAUGGAUGAAUUUUAUACUGCAUCAUUGGAUCGAUUAAUCGAAAUGGCUCUUUUCGCACUUCGCGACACUUUGCCAACAGAUGAUGUUCUUUCUCAAAAAAAUACAACAAUAGCCGUAGUCGGCAAAAACACGCCAUUCAAAGUAAUGGAUGAUGAAGACGUUAAACCUUAUUUGGAUCGCAUAGAUAGAAUACCGCGAGCAGGUAUUCAAGCUGAGGUUAGUUCCUAA
This is a messenger RNA of Dracunculus medinensis (Guinea worm), 753 nucleotides long. The record is from the annotation of a GenBank genome assembly. Lineage: Eukaryota; Metazoa; Nematoda; Chromadorea; Rhabditida; Dracunculidae.